This is a messenger RNA of Mastomys coucha (southern multimammate mouse), 2028 nucleotides long. RefSeq names its product src kinase associated phosphoprotein 1 (gene Skap1). Lineage: Eukaryota; Metazoa; Chordata; Mammalia; Rodentia; Muridae. Gene Ontology annotation, molecular function: protein binding. The record is from RefSeq and is a predicted model, not a curated record. The coding region runs from base 600 to 1667 and encodes 355 amino acids. Gene Ontology annotation, cellular component: cytoplasm; plasma membrane. The transcript has 13 exons.
CCUCCGGAGGGAAGGAUACACUCUCCUUGUGUCUCUGUGGGUAUUCCCUCUGAUGCUGAGUCUCUCAAAUGUUGAGGAUCGGCAUUGUCGCCCGGACUCCAGAUUUUAAUCUUUAACCAGCACGGCUUUCCCCGACCGUGAGUUGGACCAGAACUGAGGCACUAUAUCCUUGGCAAGGACUAAGCUCUUUCUUGGAUUCAGCCUCGGCACCCCGGUUCAGGAACAACCACGGCCUUUUAAACUGACGCCCCAAGGUCAAAUUGUUCAGUGCUUAGAGGUUUCCGCCAAGACCUAGCCUCCAAGGCUCUUUGGAGUCUAGGCAGUCUUUUGGUGCGGGGCUCAAAGGAACACGCCUUUGACCUUGAUUGCCACUCUGGCACCAGUGCACCUGCGCCCGGGGUCCCGGCUCCGGCCGCCCGCUGCGCGCGCCGCUUCCUGAGCGCGCGCCCGGCGGCCCCGCCCUGCGCCUGGGCCCCGAGGCGACAGCCGAGGUACAGGUGCCUGGGGUACAGCUCGCCUCCCUCUGCCCGCUGCCGUCCCGAGCAGGCCUCGCGCCCCUUGUCCCGCCUUCUGCUUCGGCCGCCCUCUUGCCGCGCCAAAUGCAGGCCAUCGCCCUCCCGGAGGAGAUCUGUUGGCUCCUGGAAGAUACUGAAGACUUCCUGGCAGAAGGCUUGCAGAAUGAGAACCUCAGUCCUGGGGCGCAGGAUCAGAGAGUCCACAUUCUCCGGGGGUUCCAGCAAAUCAAAACCAGGUACUGUUGGGAUUUUCAGCCCCAAGGAGGUGACCUUGGCCAGGACGGCUCUGAUGACGAUCUGAGUGGGACUCACGGCCCACCCCUCGCAACAGAAGCAUCCUUUUGGUCAGAUUAUCAGGACGAGGGAAUAGAAGACAUCUCAAGAGGGGCUCAAGAGCUGGAUAACAUCAUCAAGCAAGGAUACUUGGAGAAGAAAAGCAAAGAUCAUAGCUUCUUUGGGUCGGAAUGGCAGAAGCGAUGGUGUGUUAUCAGCAGAGGGCUCUUCCUCUACUAUGCUAAUGAGAAAAGCAAGCAGCCCAAAGGGACCUUCCUCAUUAAGGGCUACACUGUCCGGAUGGCCCCUCACCUGCGAAAAGAUUCCAAGAAAGAAUCCUGCUUUGAACUGAUCUCCCAGGAUAGGCGCAGCUAUGAGUUUACAGCUUUUAGUCCAGCUGAAGCCAGAGACUGGGUGGAUCAAAUAAGUUUCUUGUUAAAAGAUCUCAGCUCCUUAACCAUUCCCUUAGAAGAGGAGGAGGAGGAAGAGGAGGAAGAAGAGAAAGAAGAGGAAGAAAUGUACAAUGACAUCGAUGGCUUCGACUCCCCAAGGUCUGGCUCCCAGUGCAGAGCCGUGGCUUUGCCUGAGCCUACCGACAAAGAGGAGGACAUUUACGAAGUCCUACCAGAUGAAGAUGAUCUAGAAGAGGAUGCAUGUGGCGCUCAUCUGCGACGAGUGGACUAUGCCGAUUAUUACCAGGGCCUAUGGGAUUGCCAUGGUGACCAGCCGGAUGAACUGUCCUUCCAACGGGGUGACCUCAUCCGCAUUCUGAGCAAGGAGUACAACAUGUACGGCUGGUGGGUAGGAGAACUGAACAGCGUCAUCGGGAUUGUUCCAAAGGACUAUCUCACCACCGCCUUUGAAUCAGAAGGAAGAUGAAGCCCAGGGAACAUAUUCUUCUCCCUAUCCUACCUGGAGGGAGAAACAGACCAUCAGAAACUCCCGUUCCCUACUCUGGCCAUGGCUUAUUCUCUUUGCUGAACGGAGUCAAGACUCUGCUGCUUCAUGUGACCUUAAGCCACUAAGAAGACAAGUCGGAAGAGGACCAUUCAUCGGACCUUUUCCGCAAGCAGCCAGCUUCUAGCUUAUUGCCCUGUCUAUGCCCUCACACCUACAAGCUUCUUCUACAAGCCUGCUAGAAAGAAGACGGCAACGAAGGAAAUCAUGAGAGGAAGAGGCUGCUGGUGGGUUGUGGCUUGCAAAGCACAAAUAAAGUUUGGAGAUGUUUCUUUGCCUUGUA